AAAAACAGUCUCUUCCCAAAGGGUGCGUUUCAUUCUUAGGACUAUAACAGACGAACACGUCUCUUCCCAAAGGUCUCAAGAACACCUAUAUUAGGAGACCCAAGGAAGAUCGUUUAAUCCAUCAAAAUCCGCUUGUAUCCUUAGAGAAUCUAACGUCAUGGCUUCAUCAUCUUCUACGGCACCAUCAACGUUCGGUUUCUCCUCAACCGAUAAAAAACAGUCGUACGUUUCAUUCUUACGACUAUAACGGCCGGACACGUCUCUUCCCAAAGGUCUCAAGAACACCUAUAUUAGGAGACCCAAGGAAGAUCGUUUAAUCCAUCAAAAUCCGCUUGUAUCCUUAGAGAAUCUAACAUCAUGGCUUCAUCAUCUUCUACGGCACCAUCAACGUUCGGUUUCUCCUCAACCGGUUAGUGUUCUUAUGAGCUUAAUUCUUUGAAUUUUAUCAUAUUUGUGAGAUUAGAUCCUUAAUUGGGACUCAUUAUUCAACAUAGAAGACCUCAUGCCGCCACUCCUCUUCAUUAGUUUUGCUUAAAUAUGCAACAUAUCGAGUUUUUAGACUAAUCUGUAUCAUUAAAAAAAAGUAAGUCUAUUAUUCACUAUUUACAUUUUAAAAUAUCUUUAUUAUGCAUCUUAUUUAAAGUAUAGGGUGCAGUUUUAAUGAGAAAAAUGUUUAAAGUCAAAAUGUGAGAACCCACACAUUUAACCCAAUCAAAACCAAUAUUAACUAAUCAUGAUCACAUUUUGGUAACUAUUAUAUUUAACACGAAAAAUGUAAUGAAUGUGUUGGAGGUAUUGGUCCUACCAAGGCCUCCCUUCCACUUAUUAUGUUAAGGCCUGCACCCUAUGUUUAUUCCUACUUCCUACACUGUUACUUAUCUAGCUAGCCUGGCUUUUCCUAUCCGUUGCCAACUCUUAUUGACUUGGUAUUAUUUGUCUCUUGGCCUCCUGACUUUUGCUAGCCUGUCUCGAGCCCCACCUUUGUUUGUCUUUGACACCCAUGAGCAAAUAAUAGCCUACUAUAAUUGAGUGCUCCUCUUCCCUUUUUGAGAGAUACGGUGAGUUCAAUACAGUGAGCUCCUCUUCCUUCCUUUGUGUGGAGUUAGAGUGUGAGGGAGUGGUAAACAAGGUGAGUGGAGUGGCUAAACAAUCCUGGGGUGGUGUGUGUGAGUUGUUUUGGUUGGAGACCUGAGCUGAAAUACACACCCAAUAGUGGUAUCAGAGCUAGGGUUGCUGUCGCCGUCGAGUUCGCCGGAUUCCGCCGUCUACCACCGCCAGCCGCCGUCCACCGCCGUCGGCCGCCGUCCACCGCCGUCGGCCGCCGUCCACCGCCGAUUCAAGGUCUGGGAAGUCGUGACCGUCGAUUCAACGUCCAUGGAGGUGUCCUGGAGCAUCGCCGCUGCCUGAACCUCCACUUGCCGUCGCAGGUACAUAGCUCGCCCAAAGUCGCCGGGCUUGAGCUGGAUCUGGACGGGAGCUACCGAAGCUGGAGCUUGAAGCUAUCUCCCUGGACGCUGCUACAAAAAUCGCUGGAGCAGAGGAAGACUCCUGGACGAAGCUGGUGGGGAAAUAGGAGCCCAUCCCGUUCGUAGAGCUGAAUCCGCCAUUGACGCUGGAAGCUAGCCGCAUCAGAAAUUUGCUCGCCGGAAUCAGCCACCGAAGUCGCCGGUCGCUUGGGUGCUCGUCGGUCGUCACAGGUUGCGGUCGCAGUGAAGAGCAUCGGUCGUCGUUUGGUUUGCCUUCUAGAGCCGCCGCCUGGGAGCUGUCCAUUUUCCGUUCGUCGUUGGUCCAUAAGAGCUGCCGCCUGGGAGCUCGUUCAUGGAACUCAAGUCUGGAGCGGAGCAAGACAAUCCAAUCGCGUAAUAAAAACGCGGAGUUCUAGAGUGGAGCUGGUUUUUUUAGGCUGGAGGUGUUUUCUUUGUUUGGGCUGGCCUACUGGGCUACUGCUGCAUUUGGACUAGACUUGAACUCACUUUGUGCUGGAGCAGAACGUGCAGGAGCACAGGAGGUAGAAGUUGCGAAGGACUUCAUGCAGGAUCUCUUGGUGAAAUUGGUCAAAAUCGGCCAACACAAGUCAACAGUCCAAAAAAUCCCAAAUUUAAUUGGGUGGGUAAGGUCGAAACGCCUCUCCUAGGGUUUCGCUCCGGUAUAUUUACUUUUAUCCCUUUUAUCGCUUUUGUAGUGAUUUUAAUCUUUUAUUGUGUAGAAAUCUGUUGUAGGUUUAUUACUGCUUUUAAAAUUGUUUGAAUUGUUGUGUUGUUUUGUGCUGAAAAUUUAUUAUUUAUUUGUGCUUAUACGGAAGAACAAGGGGUUUGAAGUUGAGUUUGGUGCUCAUUAAUACUCCCCACGUGUUCGUGCUAGUUGCUCCGUAUAGUUGUAGCCUUAUAAAUAUUUAAAUUGUUUUCAGCUAAAUUUACAUUUUAUUUUGUUGCUUGUUUUUCUAUGUGAAAAUGUCUGCUUAUAAUCAGUAUGGUAUGGCUCCAUUUAAUGGAAAAUCUGAUUUUAGCAUUUGGAAGCAAAAAAUUAAAUGUAUUUUAAUACAACAAAAAUGUUUUAAAGCAGUUGGCGAAACCUAUUUAAUUUCUGACACGGAAGAGAAAAGGGCUGAAAUGAAUGAAAAUGCAUGUUCUGUGAUUUAUUUGAACUUAUCUGACUCUGUGAUUAGAAAAGUUGGAAUUUUAGAGAGUGCUAAAAUUCUGUGGGAUAAAUUGAAUGAACUGUAUACUGAGACCUCUUUGCCUAACCGGAUAUUUUUACUUGAGAAAUUCUUCAAAUUUAGACUGGAUAUAUCUAUAGAUAUUGAAGAAAAUCUAGAUGUUUUUACCAAACUUAUUUCAGAUAUUAAGUUGUGUGGUGAUAAACAUAUAGAUGAUUAUUCCCCUAUUGCUCUUUUAAAUGCUAUUCC
This is a messenger RNA of Cuscuta epithymum, 2905 nucleotides long. NCBI's taxonomy places the organism in Eukaryota, Viridiplantae, Streptophyta, Magnoliopsida, Solanales, Convolvulaceae. The record is from the annotation of a GenBank genome assembly.